This is a messenger RNA of Microsporum canis CBS 113480, 1323 nucleotides long. RefSeq lists its product as hypothetical. The coding region runs from base 1 to 1323 and encodes 440 amino acids. The transcript has 2 exons. The record is from RefSeq and is a predicted model, not a curated record. Lineage: Eukaryota; Fungi; Ascomycota; Eurotiomycetes; Onygenales; Arthrodermataceae. Gene Ontology annotation, molecular function: catalytic activity.
AUGCAGCGCCAUUACUGCCUUCAAGCCAGCGGUACGAUGGUAGCGGAAGAACGGCUUAAGGGUAUUACACCUCUGCAAGGAGAAUUAGUUACCUUGCCUUCCGUCCAGGAACUGCGACCAGUCGACUCCUUUGAGGAAGCAUACGUUGCAGAGAUAGACAUAAAGUCAUCCAACGUGGUUGUGAAGCUGCUAGAUACCCACUACCCUCGAAACCCGGAGGUCAGCCUUUCUCACCUGCGCCGACUCCUAAGGCCAGAGAACCUGCCAGAGCCACUGAAACAGGAACUCGAAGACCUGGGCCCCCAACAGAAACCAGUCGCUUCGAUCCAUGUGCUGAUCCCGCCUCCGCUGCCGGAACUGUCAGAAGUGCAAGCCUUACUCGCUCCGUAUACUCCCAAGCUACGCAUUGACGGUGAACCCGAUACAUCUGGACCUGAACGCCAACCUACUGUCCGGAUUCAAAGGACGCUCAUAUCUACUAAACCGCCCACCACAGCCGACGAAGCGCUUGAGUGGUCCCGGACAAAAUGGUCCACGGUGUAUAAUCCCGCAGCACGAUCCGCAACUCACGCUCCACCGCAGGUUCAGCUCGUCAGAGCCAAAGCGUCGAUAUCUCCGCGGGCAGGGUAUUAUAUCGCCCUAGCGAAAGAGGUAGCCGAUGAAACACUGCAAUCCAAUCGAGGCCGUGGCGUAGGUGCCGUUAUCGUCGACCCCGAGCUGGCCACUGGCAAACCAGAUGAUGCAAAUGACCUUUUGAACUCAGUGGUUGCAGUCGCAGGCGAUACGAGAUGGUGGAAAGCUUCCCUGGAACACGCUAGGCCAGAGAAAAAAAAAGAAGAAUACAGCAUAGACGACGAAGCCGGCCCAGAGAGCCAUGCAGUUAUGCGAGGAAUAUCCAUGGUAUCGCGAAAACGGAAAGCUUUAAAUAGCCCUGUGACCGACGACGAGGCGGAAUCACCACUACUACCAGAACUCUCGGAAACAGGGUCGGCGCCGUUGUCGCCCACCUCCCUUGAAUCGCACUUCUUUCAACUACCUAAUUUAUUAAAGUCUUCCAAGGGAGGAUACCUCUGCACCGGGCUAGAUCUGUACAUCACGCAUGAACCGUGUAUUUGCUGCUCUAUGGGCAUGCUGCUCUCUCGCUUUCGAAGCAUAACCGUUCUGCAUUCUGGCAUGCGUCGGUCGGCGGGGAGUAAUGCGCUUGACGCAGUGCAUGGCUACGGGCUUCACUGGAGGGAGGAGCUGAACUGGAGAGCCAUUGGGUUCGAGUUUUCCGAGUCUGCAGAGGGGGAUGACAAGGCUGAAGAUGAGUUCAAUGCUUGA